CACGCGAAAUGCGUGGCGCGGCGCGCGCGCGUGUUGUCGGAGAGCGUGGACGUGAACGUUCCUCAUGUGAAAUGUUUUAAAACAAAGAACUUGAGGUGGAACAGGAACUUGACGUUGUUGUGCUAUUUGUAUAGUUUGUGACAUAAUUUUUGACGAUGGAUACUACCUAUGAAAAUGUGUCUGUGCGGAUCGUGGAUGACAGUGGAACCACCAAGCCACAUAUCUCUGGCACCGCUAGCCUCUGCUUGAAUUACGAUCCAGCAGGUCUCAGUGCAAAAGUUGUUCAAGAUGGUCAAGUGCGGCUGGAAUUCCCUAUCUCGCGAACAACAGAUUUCUGCAAGGUCGGGAGGACCUCAUACAUGUUCUCCCUAAGCAGCGAUGCAUUUCUCAUAGUAUUUUCCAGUACACCAGAUUGUCAGAGGUUUCACCAGUACAUGCAAAAGUUUAAAGAUGGGCAAGCUGUGUCAGUGUUUUCUGAGAGGACAGAAGAAGCAUCAGCCACUCAGUACUUUCAGUUCUACAGCUACCUGUCACAGCAGCAGAACAUGAUGCAGGACUACAUCAGGACGGGCACCUACCAGCGGGCGAUCCUGUCAAACGGAGCCGAUUUCCUCGGCAAGGUCGUUCUCGAUGUCGGCGCCGGCUCUGGCAUCCUGUCGUUCUUCGCCGCCCAGGCGGGAGCGAGGAAAGUGUACGCCGUGGAGGCCAGCUCUAUGGCCGAGCAUGCCUCGAGACUGGUCGAGUCGAACAACCUGCAGCACGUGAUCCGCGUGAUCUCGGGGAAGAUCGAGGAGAUCGACCUCCCCGAGAAGGUGGACAUGAUCAUCUCGGAGCCGAUGGGCUACAUGCUCUACAACGAGCGCAUGCUGGAGACGUACCUCCACGGCAAGAAGUGGCUCAAACCCGGAGGUAAAAUGUUCCCUGGCCGGGGAGAUCUGCACAUCGCGCCGUUCCAGGACGAAGCGCUCUUCAUGGAACAGUUUGGAAAGUCGAACUUCUGGUACCAGAACAACUUCCACGGCGUGAACCUGACGGUGCUACAGGAGAAGGCGGCCGAGGAGUACUUUCGGCAGCCGAUUGUGGAUACGUUCGAUGUGCGCAUCUGCAUGGCCAAGUCGGUGCGGCACGUCCUAGACUUCGAGCGAGCCGACGAGCGGGAGCUGCAUCAGCUCGACAUCCCAGUCGAGUUCCACAUGCUGGAGACGGGCACGGUGCACGGCCUGGCUUUCUGGUUCGACGUGGCGUUCUGCGGCUCUCAGCAGACGGUGUGGCUGAGCACGGCGCCCACCGAGCCGCUGACACACUGGUACCAGGUGCGCUGCCUGCUUCGUGACCCUGUGGCCGUCAAGGAGGGACAGAUGCUCACCGGACGCGUCUUCAUGAACGCCAACCAGAGGCAGAGCUACGACGUCACGAUCACCCUCCAGAUCGAGGGUACGGGCGUGUGGAGUACAGUGACGCUGGACCUGAAGAACCCCUACUUCCGGUACACGGGCGGCCAGCCGCCGCCGCCGCCCGGUCACAACACGGCCAGUCCGAGCGAGCUCUACUGGUCGACGCUGGACGCCCAGGGAGCCCGGCAAGUGUCGUCGUAUAUGUUAUCGGACUAUUCUGACGUGGCUGUAUCCGCAGCAGUGAACAUGCUGAACGGCAUGACGGUCAACGGCCUGGGCGAAGUCGCCAUGGACAUGUCGGGAUCGCAGCAUCCACUCGUCGUAGAGGGCCUGGUGAACCAGGCUGCCAUCCACCCGGGCUCGAUCCCGGCCGCCCAGGUGAACGCGGUCGUCUCGUCGGCGUCCGGCGGCGCGCCCAAGCGCUCCGUGGCUCCCACUAUGUCGUCGGCGAGUCACCUGAUCGGCGGCGCGCCCAGCCCGGCGCUCAUGUCGCAAAGCCGGCCGUUCGGCGGCGUCAGCAGCUCGCUGAUGAUCGGCGACUACAUGGCGCCGCCCGGACCGUUCCCGCCGGCCGCCAGCAGUCAGCCGUACAAGCCCUGAACGGCCGCCGCGGCUUCCGUGAAGCUGGCAGCGACCGGAGGUCUGCGAGCCUCGGGCCCCGACUGCAGGACCCUGGAGGUCUGGACAAUGAACUGGGCACCGGGCCCUCGACUGGACCCCGCGCCCCUGGAACCCGCUCGAUCCCAGCACUGUACAGAUAAUGGCUCGGAUGCGAGUGUGUCCCCUCGCGCGGAGCUCCUGUCCCUUGAUUGGAGGCUGCUUCACGGUCGCGGUCGUUGACGGUGAUGCUUUUCGUGACCUGACCUGACACGAUCCCCACCCUGGGAUGUUCAGAUCCCAACUGUAAGGUGACUGCGCCGGGAUCUGCCGCUGUCGCCGGCCGCUGUCGCAGAUCGGUCGGCGCAUCCGUCCCCUCCCCCGUCGCCCGCGCGUCCCACACCCGCCCGCCGCGCCCGCGCGCGUUCAUCGGAUGCUUACGACAUGUGUUCUGCAACGCUCAUGCGAUUGUCGGCGGCUACAUAUUCGUCUCCUGUACAAUUCUCAUCGUUUUCAGCGGGUAGUGCGCGUAUUGUGCGUGCAUACUGCGUGCCCCCCCGGGUACUCUGUGUUCACUGUACUCUGUGGUGACUUGGGUCGAAUACAGGCUGUCGGUAGGUG
Messenger RNA from Amphibalanus amphitrite, 2612 nucleotides. Its product is annotated as histone-arginine methyltransferase CARMER-like. Gene Ontology annotation, biological process: peptidyl-arginine methylation. Lineage: Eukaryota; Metazoa; Arthropoda; Thecostraca; Balanomorpha; Balanidae. The transcript has 12 exons. Gene Ontology annotation, molecular function: protein-arginine N-methyltransferase activity. The record is from RefSeq and is a predicted model, not a curated record. Bases 156 to 1994 code for a protein of 612 amino acids.